Molecule: messenger RNA, 1201 nt
Organism: Pistacia vera
Lineage: Eukaryota; Viridiplantae; Streptophyta; Magnoliopsida; Sapindales; Anacardiaceae
Product: probable pectinesterase 53
Exons: 5
Coding region: 5-1144 (379 amino acids)
Biological process (GO): cell wall modification
Molecular function (GO): pectinesterase activity
Source: RefSeq, a predicted model, not a curated record
CGUUAUGGCUUCAAAAUCCUACUAUUUCCAUCUCAUUCUCUUCCUCAUUCCUUUGUUUAAUUUUCGUUUGAAAUCUUAUUCUCAGGAUGUAGAUAGAGCCUUGGACUAUGAUAAAUGGCUCUUCUGGAACGUCCAAAAUCAUCGUAGAAAGGCUCUCUUGCAAGCAGAGUCCAUCAGUCAAGCUCCAGCGAGCUUUGGCAGGGUGCUUGAUGACAAACUGAGCAAGGCUGAGAUGAACAAAGUGAGAAUAAGUGUUUCUCAAAACGGGACAGGUCAUUUCAGAACCAUCAGAGAAGCUAUUAAUAGCAUUCCGCCCAACAACACCCGGAGAGUUAUAUUGGAGAUCAAACCAGGUGUUUACAGGGAAAAGAUUGUCGUCCCAAGAACUUUGCCCUUUGUUACAUUAUUAGGGGAUUCCACUAACCCUCCAACUAUUACUGGAAAUGAUACUGCUUCGGUUACUGGAACUGAUGGGAAACCAUUGAAGACAUUUCAAAGCGCAACCGUAUCUGUAGAUGCUAAUUAUUUUGUGGCCAUCAACAUGGUGUUUGAGAAUACAGCCCCACAUGUGAUUGGAUCCGUUGGAGAACAAGCAGUUGCACUUCGUAUCUCAGGGACAAAGGCUGCAUUUUACAAUUGUAGUUUUUAUGGUGCUCAAGACACACUUUAUGAUCACAAAGGCCUCCACUACUUCAAUAAUUGUUUUAUCCAGGGUUCCGUUGACUUCAUUUUUGGUUAUGGGAGGUCCCUGUAUGAGAACUGCAAUUUAAAUUCUGUAGCUAAGAAGGUGGCAUCUCUCACAGCUCAAAAGCGUUCCAGUUCAUCUCUGGAAAGUGGGUUUUCGUUCAAAGAUAGUGUGGUAACAGGUAGUGGUAUGAUUUAUCUAGGGAGAGCAUGGGGGGAUUAUUCAAGGGUUGUGUUCUCUUACACCUUCAUGGACAAACUUGUUCGUCCACAAGGGUGGAGUGAUUGGGGUAAACCAAACCGUGAUACUAGGGUGUUCUACGGGGAAUACAAAUGCUCUGGACCAGGGGCCAACUUCACUGGAAGAGUUCCUUGGGCUCGAAUUUUGACAGAUGAGGAGGCCCAGCCUUUUACUGGAACUCACUAUGUUGAUGGAGAUACUUGGCUCAUUACUCCUUAACUUUAAAAUUCUUGAAUAUAAUUAUUAAUGCACGUUUUAAUUAACUAAUAAAAUGCA